This is a messenger RNA of Hansenula anomala, 333 nucleotides long. It is a transcript of the gene TVP15, whose product is annotated as Tvp15p. Gene Ontology annotation, biological process: vesicle-mediated transport. Gene Ontology annotation, cellular component: Golgi membrane. Lineage: Eukaryota; Fungi; Ascomycota; Saccharomycetes; Phaffomycetales; Wickerhamomycetaceae. The record is from RefSeq and is a predicted model, not a curated record. The transcript has 5 exons. The coding region runs from base 1 to 333 and encodes 110 amino acids.
AUGGCUGAUUUGAGUGGUGUCUUCAAAAUCGUCAACUUAACGGUUGCUGGGUUCUCAUCAACAAGUAUUGCAUUUUUGGAGUUUAGAAUCCCACCUUUAACUCAUCAAUAUGCUUCAUUCUUAUUCUCAUUUUUAGGCCGUGGUAUCUUUUAUCUAUUGAUUGGUUCUUUGAUUGCGCAUGGUAAUGCCAUUAGAAUCAUCUUUGGUGUUUUGGUCGGUAUCGUUGGUAUCGCAUUUACAGCUUUGGAGUUCAUUCCAAGUAUUUCACCACCAGAAAACUUCAGAACAGAAGGUCAUGUGUUGGCUGAUGAUGAUGAAGAAGACAUUAUUUGA